AUGGCCGGUGGAUACGUCCCCCCGCACGCGCGACGCGGGAAGAAUGCGUCGAGUAGCGCGUCGACGACGAUCGCCUCGCCGACGCUCGAUGCUUUCGAGCGCGAGCUGCGCGCGGCGUCUAAACGCAUUUCACGGGCCGAAACCGCUGAAGAAGGAUUGGCGCUGUACGCGCGCACGCUGGAGAAUUUACGCGCGUUCGUGGCGAGUUCGAGUCAGGACGAACGUGGUGACGAAGCGCGCGUGAGCCUAGCGAACGCCGCGCUCGAGUACGCGGGCGAAAUCAUGCGAGUCGAACGUCGAAAAGCGUUGAGCACGACGACGCGCGCUGACGAGGCUCGCACAAAAGAGCGGGCGAUUUCAUGCGCGCAAGAUGCCCUACGAGCGUUCGAAGGUUUAAGUGGUUCGCCAUUAGAGAAGGCGAACGGUGUCGCCACCGCGCUUUCACGAAUCGUCGAGCUUGGGGGCGGCGGUGACAACGCCGCAGAGGUUUCGGCGACGCUGGCUCGAGCCGUGGAAAUGUACGAUUACUGCGCGACAUCAAUAGAGAAUAGUCAAGCGCACGAAGACGUCAUGCCAGCGCUUUGGAAUUGCGCGGACGCACGACUCAAAGUCGCCGAACAUCGAGCGGAGACGGGAGACGUAGAUGGUGCUUCGACGUCUUACAGAGAAUCAUUCUCCUUAUACGAGCGCGCAUGCGGGUUUUGCGACGCAAAUCGGGGCGACGACUUGAGCGGACUACUGUACGAUUGGGGUUGCAGCUUGACGAGCUACGCGCUGUUCUUGGCACAAAGUUUAGAUGCGUCGGAAGACGCAGUCAGAAUCGCUGACGCUGCGGUUGAAAAAUUGCGCGCUGCGGGGCAAUUUGCAAUCGGCGACGUCGGCGCACUAAACGCGCUCGGCGACGCAUACCAAACGAAGGCAGAAAUUUUGUCCCGGUUUGAUGAUGCAGCGCCCGCCGUCGACAGUUUACGUCUUGCGAUUUGCGAAGCGUACGACGUCGCGCUGAAAUUGAACAGCACUGAGUUGAACAGCACCAUCGGCCGCGGAGAAGCACACAUGGCGCUCGCGGCUUUGUUUCGUCGAAGCGGCGAUCACGCCAGAGCUGAUGAAGCCUCUGACACGGCUUGGAAAGCUUACGACAAGGCGCUCAAGCUCGGUGAUAAGAAUGAUCCAGGAACGUGCGAAGAACGAUUCGAAGUUGUCUAUAACGCGGCGUGCGCGGCGAAUCGAGCGGGUCAGCGCGACGCGGCGCGACAUCUUCUCUCGCAACUCCUGCUUUGCGACGGAACGACGCAAGAAGCCAUAGAUAACGACCCAGAUUUGAAGUAG
Molecule: messenger RNA, 1329 nt
Organism: Ostreococcus lucimarinus CCE9901
Lineage: Eukaryota; Viridiplantae; Chlorophyta; Mamiellophyceae; Mamiellales; Bathycoccaceae
Exons: 1
Coding region: 1-1329 (442 amino acids)
Molecular function (GO): protein binding
Source: RefSeq, a predicted model, not a curated record